UUUCCCUUCUCUCGCUCCUUUUCUCCCACUCUCAUGCCCUCCAAAUAGCUCAACUGUCCAGACCAAGAUGACGGCAACGACUCAUUCCGACUCUGCUAUCCACCAGCCCGGUACCAGCGACGGAUGGCACGGCGUCAUCUCCGAACACGGCCCCUUCAAGCCAGCCGCAGGUCGCUACCAUCUCUACAUAGGCCUUUUCUGCCCCUUCGCCCAUCGGGCCAACCUGGUGCGGCACCUUCGAGGCCUCACGGGCGUCAUCUCCAUCUCCAUCGUCAGGCCGUAUCCCAAGGGCGACGCAAAUGGCUGGCCGGGGUGGCGAUUCCCCGAAUCCGAUGACGAAUACGAGGGCGCCACCAUCGACCACCUGUACCGUAGCACCUUCUUGCACGAGAUCUACUUCAAGGCCGAUGCGAAUUACAAAGGCCGCUAUUCGGUCCCCGUGCUCUGGGACAAGGCGACCGAGACGAUUGUGAACAACGAGUCGGCGGAAUUGCUGCGCUGGCUUCCCACAGCGUUUGACUCCAUCCUGCCCCCGGAUCCCGCGUUCAAUCUGUAUCCGAAGGAACUGGCGCCGCAGAUCGACGAGCUUUCGCCGUGGGUGCAGUCGGAUCUGAACGCCGGCGUGUAUAAGGCCGGGUUCGCGGAUUCGCAGGACAGCUACGAUCGGGCGGUCCCGGUAGUCUUUCGCGCUCUGAAUAAACUCGAGGCGCUGAUCAGCCAGAAUGAAGGGCCGUACAUCCUCGGAAAGCAGCUGACGGAAUUGGAUCUACGGGUUUAUGCGACGAUCGUUCGGUUCGAUGCGAUUUACGUUCAACAUUUCAAAUGCAACCUGGGCAUCAUCCGUCACGACUAUCCGGUGAUACACAAUUGGCUGAAGAACCUUUACUGGAACAUACGGGGUUUCCGGGAGUCGACGGACUUCAGACAUAUCAAGGAAAAUUACACUAAAAGCCACGGCGACAUCAAUCCCAAGGCCAUCACCCCGAUGGGACCGAUUCCUAACGUAGAAUUGGGCGUUGAGGAGAAUUGGAGUAAAUUGCGGGUGGGUCAUAUUGACAUCUAGGGAUUCGGGCUCUCCAUAAUAAUUCAACUAUAUACAUACCAUCACUUUUUGGAAACAUUGUAUCUCCAGGAUAACAUAUCAAU
This is a messenger RNA of Aspergillus steynii IBT 23096, 1146 nucleotides long. RefSeq names its product putative cell wall organization protein/glutathione transferase. The coding region runs from base 68 to 1063 and encodes 331 amino acids. Gene Ontology annotation, molecular function: glutathione transferase activity. Lineage: Eukaryota; Fungi; Ascomycota; Eurotiomycetes; Eurotiales; Aspergillaceae. The record is from RefSeq and is a predicted model, not a curated record. The transcript has 3 exons. Gene Ontology annotation, cellular component: cytoplasm.